Colletotrichum navitas is the source of this 1482-nucleotide messenger RNA. RefSeq lists its product as uncharacterized. The transcript has 4 exons. The record is from RefSeq and is a predicted model, not a curated record. The coding region runs from base 1 to 1482 and encodes 493 amino acids. Lineage: Eukaryota; Fungi; Ascomycota; Sordariomycetes; Glomerellales; Glomerellaceae.
AUGUCACUGGAACACACCCAAGCGGUGUUCGGCCUGCUGUCCGUCUUUGCGACCUCCCACCGGGUAGAACACGAAAGGGUCAACGCGGAAUACGAGGCACGAAAGGGGCUACAUGCCAAGGCGAUCGAGUGCCUCCAACGUCUCCUCGACGAGCUCGACGAGGCGUGCGAGUUCUCCUGUCAUUCAGCAGCCGAAGCGGUUGUCUCCUCUUCCCCGACCGAAGCCGCCAACUCGUUUGCAGCAGAGGCCAGCAAGUUCCACGCGGCCCGUUCGAGACAAUACAACGACACAAUUAGCCGGGCUUGGAGAAUAACAAGAUUGCCGGUACCGGAGCCCCAAGAGCUCGCCAAUGGGACCGUGAAGAAGCCCCUGUCUCCGACGGUUGUUACAGCAUCGAGGCGCACGUAUAAGCCAUGGCCAACCGCAGACGCGGACUUUUCGCGGCCCGCGCUGAAACCCAUCACCUUCAAGAUGGAACGGGAUACACUCCCGCGGCUGCCGGGGGACAUGAGCGGCGCAGUGCACAUCCGGAGACAGCUCGACGAACAGGAGGAGGCGGACGAACAGGCGCGGACGCACAGAUGGCUGAAGGAUAUCGGGCAGCACCCGGACGAUGAGGACGACGAGGGCGAGGACUCAGAACCUCGAGGCCAAAAGAGGCGCGCAGAGGACGAGCUGGAUUCACCCCCAGUAAGAGAACCAAGGAGGCAGCCACCCGGCCCAAGAAACGACGCCUCUGCAACCGGCAGCACGCAAAACAAAUGCUUCGUAAAUGAUGACUCGGAUGGCGAGGGGCCGAGGAACACCAACCCGACGAACAAGGACCCCGGCGGCGUGGGCGGCGCGCCGACCCCGCCGCCCGAGGAACCUCUCCCCGAGAUCCCGCCGCCCGUCAUCGUGAUGGAAAACUUGCGCGACACGUUCGGCGACGGAGAGGACGACAGGAGGGCCCGGCGCUACCGCGACUGGUUCGCGUCUCUCAUCGCCCUCACGGAGUCGACGCCGGGGUCCAUCACUGCUCCGGGCUUCCUGGCGCGCUACGGGCAGAGGAAGAAGCUCGAGAAGCUGAAGACGGCGCUGGGGCACAUGUCCGUCAGGCCCUUUGAGAAGCGGCAGGCGACGCAGCGGAGGAUCAAGUCGCUCGAGGGCGGCAUGAAGCAGUGCGGGGAAGCGGCGGUGAAGCUCACGGAUAUGGAGCUGGCGGGGGAAUGGGAGGUGAAGAAGAGGCAGGAGGGCCUGGAAGAGUGCUACGGGAAGAUGGGCCGGGACGCGGCGGCGCUGGAGAACCAGCAGAGAGAGCUGGCGUCGCAGGUGGCGUUGGAAGAGAAGAUAUUUGUCGGCGGCGUGGAGCACGGUGAUUGCUUCCUCAGCUGGAUCACCAAAACGAGGAACAACGUCUACUGGGAGCUCGGCUUUGCCGAUCGGACACGGGAGAAGCCGGAAAGAAUCAAGGUUGGCCGUCAAACGUAUUACUCAGUUUGA